Molecule: messenger RNA, 1441 nt
Organism: Drosophila montana
Lineage: Eukaryota; Metazoa; Arthropoda; Insecta; Diptera; Drosophilidae
Gene: Nthl1
Product: Nth-like DNA glycosylase 1
Exons: 4
Coding region: 168-1262 (364 amino acids)
Biological process (GO): base-excision repair, AP site formation; nucleotide-excision repair; base-excision repair
Cellular component (GO): nucleus
Molecular function (GO): oxidized pyrimidine nucleobase lesion DNA N-glycosylase activity; 4 iron, 4 sulfur cluster binding; DNA binding
Source: RefSeq, a predicted model, not a curated record
UCACUUGACGUGCGACUCCACACUGAACGAGUGUGUUGCUCUGGCAACAGGCAUAAACACAAAACAGCUGUUUUACACACAUGAAAACGGUCACACUCCAAGCCGGCUGCAGCGCAAGUUUGUUGUGCUUUUCUAAAUUUGUUACAAUAUUUGAAUUUUAUUAAUGAAUGCUGCAUAUAUACAAAAACUGUUUUAGAGCCAUGACUAGUAAAAACUUCAGCGGUAAGACAACUUUGUCAAGCAGACUGGCUAAACAGAUUAAAGUAACAAAACCAAAAGCCACAACUGCCAAACAAGAACUGUGGGAUAUUGAGGAUUUGCCCAGCAUUGCUGCUACAAGUGCGCCACGCUACUUUUCACCUGUGCAAACACGCAAGCAGCGACAAGUGAAUAACUUGCCCAAAUCAAAUUUGCCCGCCAAAAAAGCGCGCCAGGAUGAAGUUUCAAAAACCUCAAAAAUUCAAAUAGGAACAGCGACUAUAAUAAAAUGUGAAGUGGUGCCGCCUAACGAGACCCUGUUGGAACUGAAAGAAGAGGAAGCUGCUGCCGUUAAGACUGAGCAGGAUUUUCCAAAUGCCAACUGGUUGCAGCAUCUGGAAAACAUUCGCUUGAUGCGCUGCAAAAAGCCGGCGCCUGUGGAUACUCUGGGCUGUCAUCAGUGUGCCGAUGAAAAUGCCAAUGAAAAGACGCAACGUUUCCACAAAUUGGUUGCUCUGAUGCUGUCCAGUCAGACCAAAGAUGAAACUACUUUUGAAGCCAUGAAACGUUUGAAGGCGCAAACUUUAACACCUGCCAGCAUACAGGGUAUGCCAGCGGGGGAUCUGGAGCGCUUGCUGCAUCCUGUUAGCUUCUAUAAAAACAAAGCCAAGUACCUGAAGCAAACCUCGCAAAUACUCAUGGACAAGUACAACGAGGAUAUUCCGGAUAAUAUACAGGAGCUGUUGAAGCUACCGGGAGUUGGUCCCAAAAUGGCGCACAUUUGCAUGGCCACGGCUUGGAACAAAAUCACCGGCAUUGGCGUCGAUACGCAUGUGCAUCGCAUUGCCAAUCGCUUGGCUUGGCUAAAGAAAUCCACCAAGGAGCCGGAACAAACGCGCGUGCAGCUAGAGAGCUGGUUGCCGCGUCCGCUUUGGGCUGAAGUUAAUCAUUUACUUGUGGGCUUCGGACAGACUAUUUGUACGCCGGUUAAGCCUAAUUGCUCCGAGUGCCUCAAUAGGCAUAUCUGCCCGGCUUCGGCAUCUGUGUUGGCCAAGAAAAAGUGAGCAAACUUUUUUUCUUUAACAAUAUUAUGUUCAUUCUCACUUAUAACUUAAGUUGAAAACUUGCCCUAUCAAGUAUGAAAACUAAUUUAAUUGAAAAGUAAACUAAGGCUUCAUGUGUAUCGUGAAAUUCAAUUUAUAUAGAUUUGAAGUAUUAAAUGUCAAGCUGGAAAUUAAAACAA